This is a messenger RNA of Colletotrichum karsti, 204 nucleotides long. RefSeq lists its product as uncharacterized. The record is from RefSeq and is a predicted model, not a curated record. The transcript has a single exon. Lineage: Eukaryota; Fungi; Ascomycota; Sordariomycetes; Glomerellales; Glomerellaceae. The coding region runs from base 1 to 204 and encodes 67 amino acids.
AUGAGUCCUUCCGCCAAGAUCGCCGUCUUGAUCAUCAUGAUCACCCUCCUCCUCUGCGUCGCCGCCUACUACGCCCGCAACCAGAUUCACAACUUCGCCAAGGCCCUCGCCCAGCACCGAGCCCGUGCCAAAGAGCGCGAGACCAGCGACGUCAGCGAGACCGGAGACGCGACUACCACAGUCACUGCCACGGCCACGGUCUAA